UUUCCGUGAGCUGUCAGAGGUUUGUUAUAAUGUACAUGAGUGUUUGUGCUCCAGCGAGUGGAGUUCAUGCUUGUUUGGUCUGACUGUAUCGGUGCAGGUCAGAGGGACCAUAGUGUGUGAGAGAACGAGGAUAUCUGAAGAUCUUUUCCUUGGAGGAGUCAGUGAAGAGCGCUUGCUAAAAGAACAACUCUGUGAGGGCGUUUUCUGCAUUUCCUUCACCCUUGUCUUUAUCUGCUGGCUGGGAUGAGGGGGCUCAGGAGCCGUAUUGUCGGGCUCCUGUCGGCCUUCUUCUCCACUGCCCUUGGUCUUUAUUUCCCUCCUCACGUGGAGCAGCUGCCGACCAUCACCGCUCAGACCUCAGGCUCUCUCAUUACCUUGCCGUAUGAUGAGAACUUCCUGUUCAAGUGUGAAGCCAAAGGCAACCCAAGACCUACGUACCGCUGGACGAAAGAUGGGAUGGAUUUCGACCCGCAGAAAGACCCUCGGCUCAUUAAAGAAGAAAGCAGUGGGACCUUUAUGAUACCCAACACUAAAGAGAAAGUGAAAUACCAGGGAAAGUACAGAUGUUAUGCCUCAAACAAGCUCGGGACUGCAAUAUCAGAAGAAUCAGAAUUCAUUGUGCCUAUGGUACCCAAGUUUCCCAAAGAGAAGACAGAGCCAGUGGUGGUCACAGAGGGCGAUUCAGUGGUUUUGGAGUGUAACCCGCCACAAGGAACUCCACCUUGGCAGCUGUACUGGAUGACCAAUGAUCUUCGACACAUUGAGCAGAAUGAGAGGGUGUCCAUGGGCCUCAAUGGGAAUCUGUACUUCUCUAAUACACUGGUGGAAGAUAGCCACGAUGACUACUGCUGUUUUGCCUCCUUUUCCAGGAUACGCACAAUCGUUCAGAAACCCCGCAUGAUCCUGAAGGUCAAGCCAAGCCAGGGGGAUGAUGACAUGACGAGUGUUCAGAAGAGGAAGCCGAGCAUUUUGGUGCCCUCCAGUCAUUCAACAACAUACCUAAAAAAAGGAGAAGAGCUGGAGCUGGAGUGUAUCGCAGCAGGACUGCCUACACCGGCGAUAGAAUGGAUCAAGAUGUGGGACAACUUACCGAAGCGUACACAAAUCAAGAACUAUGGAAAGCUUCUGACUAUACCAAACGUCACAGAUCAGGAUGAAGGGAAAUACAUGUGCAAAGCCAAGAAUGAUCUUGAUGAAGCUGUGCAUCAUUUCCAAGUUGUUGUGGAGGAGCCGCCCAGCUGGCAGGAGGAGCCAGUGAAGAGUCAGUUAGCAGAGAUUGGAUCUGACAUCCACAUCAAGUGUUCUGCUACAGGAAAACCUCAACCCACAAUCACCUGGAAGAGAAAUGGCCAGCCUCUUGAUGAUUUUCCUUCUACCAAUUACAAAGUGCUUGAUGACAGAAUAAUGAUCCGCGGAGUGCAGCAGAAAGACACUGCCGUGUACCAAUGUGAGGUCUCCAACAAGUACGGGACCCUGCUUGUCAACACUAACGUGCUUGUCAUGAAUCAUCCCCCUUUGAUUCUGACGCCGAGUUAUCUGGAGUAUGCGACCAUGCUCGGCAAGAGUGUGAUUAUGGACUGCAAAGUCUUUAGUUCACCACCUGCCACCAUUAACUGGAGAAGAGAAGACCCAGAGGGCUCUCUAGAUGGAGAGAGAUAUUCUCUCCUGAAGAAUGGCUCCCUGCAGAUUCACAAAGUCGAGGAGGAAGAUAUGGGCCAGUACAAAUGUUUGGCAAACAACUCCGAAGGCGCCGAGAGCCUCACCACUGAACUUUUCAUUAAAGAUUCAACGAGGAUUGUCGAACCUCCUCAAGACAUGAAGGUCAAAAAAGGAUCAAUGGCAGAGCUGGAGUGCCAGGUGGAGUGCGAUUCCACCCUCAGAAGAGAGCUGGAGAUCCUGUGGAUGAAAGAUGGGAUGAAUAUCCUCUCAAACUUCUCUGAAGGCUAUUACACAGAUGAUGGAAUUCUCCAGAUUGUCAAUGUGAGCCACAGUGAUCAAGGGAAUUACACCUGCGUUGUUCGAACAUCACUGGACCAAGAUGCAGCUUCUGCAUACAUAACUGUGUUAGAUGUCCCAGAUCCACCGGUUCAACUGACACUCACUGAUCUGAAAGACCGCAGUGUGAGGCUCCAAUGGGCAGCCGCUAGUGAUCAUAACAGUCCCAUAACAGAGUUCAUCAUCCAGUAUGAAGAGAACCACUGGGAGCCAGAGAAGUGGAAGGAGCUUCUACGAGUUGCAGGCAGCCAGUUCUCAGCCCCCUUGACGCUCUACGGCCACAUUAACUACCAGUUCAGAGUCAUCGCUGUCAAUGCUAUUGGGAGAAGCCGUCCCAGCAUGUCCUCCGAAAGAUAUAAGACACCUCCCUGUGCUCCUGACAGGAACCCAGAAAACAUUAAGAUUGAGGGUCACCUGCCACAUCAGAUGGACAUCAGCUGGAAGCCUCUCUUGCCUGUGGAGCACAACGGUCCCGGUCUGGAAUACAAACUGAGCUACAGGCUCCUGGGUGUCGAGGACAGUUGGAAAGAACAGAUGGUGAAGAGACACUCAUUUGUGGUGCGAGACACCCCAACAUUUGUCCCCUACGAGGUCAAGAUCCAGGCCUUCAACCGUCACGGGUGGGCACCAGAGCCCAGAGUGGUGACUGGUUAUUCUGGAGAAGACCUGCCCUUGGCGACUCCCGAAGACGUAUCUGUGGAGGUGUUGAACUCUUCGCUGCUGAGGGUCAGCUGGUCACCGGUGCCCCAAUCCGCCUUGAGGGGCCAUCUUGGAGGAUACACUGUGCACUGGUGGCAAACUCAAAGUCUGUUGACCUCUAAGAGAAUUCCCUCAGAGAGCCAGUCUCUCACCAUCCCUGGAAACAGGAGUCACACCAUGGUGCCGGGACUGAAGCCAUUCUCUGAAUAUAGCCUGACUGUCAACGUCUUUAACCGGAAAGGGAAUGGGCCCAGCAGCAGUCCCAUCUCUUUCACAACUCCACAGGGAGUUCCUGAGCCACCUCCCAUCCUGAAAGCCACAAACUUUCAGAAAGACUCCAUCACGCUGGUGUGGGCGCCUCCGCAUGAAACCAACGGCUUUCUCACGGGAUACUUGCUGCAAUAUCAGACAAUUAAUAAGACUCUGGGUGAGCUGAAAUCUGUGAACAUCAGUGCGCCAGAUACAACACAGUGGGUCUUGCGUGAUCUGCAGGAGGACAACUGGUAUAAGUUCUACCUGAGCGCGUGCACGCAGGUGGGCUGCGGGUCAGCUAUCAGUGAGGAAGGAGGCACCGUCUCUGAAGCAUGGCAACCUUUCUCUUUCACCUCAUCUAAUACAGACAAUACCACAAUACCCUUUGUCAAUACCACCUUUCCUACCUUAGUUGUGCUCAACAUAUCCACCUUUGUAACUGACACCUAUGCAAGAAUCAGCUGGAGAACCAUAGGAGAACGUUCUGAUUCACAACUCUAUGUUGCCAUAAUGAAUCACAGUGAUGGUAUCUGGCAGCUUUCAGAGGCUUUAAAUACAUCUAAAGGUUUCCACCUUGUUGAAGGGCUCAGCCCAGGAACUGUGUACACAGUCCGGCUGCAGGCUUCACACAGGGUUGAUGUCCCUAGCAUUUUUGAAGAGGUUUUCAAGACCAGGAAAGUGCCUAGUAAACAACUCAUGGCAUCCCAGGAGUGGUUUGUGGCGAUGAUGUGCAUGGUGGCAUUACUAACUCUGCUUGUCCUCAUCGGCUGUUUUGUGCUCAAGAACAAAGGCGGCAAGUACGCAGUGAAGGAAAAGGAGGAAACUACCGCUGAUCCCGAAGCUCAAGUCAUGAGUGAAGAAUCUCCCUGCGAGUACAGUGACAAUGAUGAGAAGCCGCUGAAGAGCAGCCAGCAAUUGUUCACAGACAUCAAAGCGGAUGAUAGCAGCGAGGACAGCUCUGUGAUAUCGGAGGACGAUGACUGCGAGUUCAACGAAGACGGGUCGUUCAUUGGCGAGUACUCUGUGUACAAGCGUAGGGUGUCCACAGAGGUGAACGGACAUGGCCCGGUGACUUCUUAAUGCUGGUUCAACCUUAGGAACUUUUAUACUAUUUUACAGCGAGAAUGAAAAGUUUGUUUGUAAGAUGUGCCAUGAAUGUGCCUAUGUUUUUUACAGAGUUUGCUUUUGCAUGAAUAACCACUUCUUUACAGUAUUAAUAUGAAGGGUGAUGACAGGUUAUAGUUCCGGCCAACAUGAAAAUUAUGCCAUCAUUUACUCAUCACUAUGCUCUUUCAAACUGGUACAACUGACUUUUUAAAACAUUUAGUAGAAUGUUCAUGCUGCUCUUUUCUUACAAUAAAAAUAAAUGGUUACCAAGGACUGCAAAGCUCCAAAAAAAGGACAAAAAUAUGUCUAUACCCUUGUGAAAAAGAAGGGUACACUUUAGCAUACUUUAAAAAAGUACUUACUAGGCAAAUAAUAUACUUUAAAAGAAUACUUAAGUGUUAACUGACUGUAAUGGUUUGUAAUGGACACUUAUGUUCUUUGCAAUUAAAUAAAAUGUGUUUUAGUUUAAAUUUAUAUUAAAUCUAUUUAAAUUUAAGAGUGUUUCUUGACCCACUUAAGUAGUACAUCUUUCUAUGUAAUUUCAGAGUUCUGUUUUCUUUGAAAUAUGGUUAAAGUGUACUGUUGAAAAUAUUGACAAGCAUUUAUGGUAAACUAAAAUGUACUUUAAUGUCAUUUCCUUUGAAACUUGUUUGUCAUGUAUUUCAAUAUAUUUGUAAUUACACAUUUGUAAUGAUAAAGUUGUAAUUAAAUAUAUUUAAAACAUAUUAACUUUAAAUGUAACUUUAAAGAAUUGUUUUUUUUUUUUUUUUAAAUGUACUUUUAAGAUAUGAAGUAUACUACAAGUGCACAUUUAUUACAAUUAAGCACAUUUCUUUUUCACAAGGGUAUUCAAAGUCUUCAAUACAAUAUGACAUUUUAAGUCAUUACUCACUGAUUAUCUCCUGCACCUCUCAAAUCUCAUUCACAUUUGUGCAUAUUCAAAUAUGGCACGACAAAACAUAUCACGGCAGGAUUUAUAUCAAUGAUGAGAGAAGUCAUACAGCUUUACUUGACGGUGAGUAGAUGAAGACAGAAUAUACAUUGUUGGAGGAGCAGAUAAUUUCAUCAUUUUUGGUUUUAUGAAACAUUAUUUGCCCAACAAGAAAAUAAUCAGGUUUGUGCACCUUAGAAUUAAUGCGGAUUGCAUGGUUGCGGUUGGAUUAGGUAAUGUUUUCACUAUUCCUGCUGAAAAAAUAAAUAAAUAAUUCAUGGCCUGUCACAAAACUGAUAUCUUGACAGCACAAUUUUCGGUUACAUGUUCGCUUGUGUGGGUAAUCACGUAACCUCUCUGCACGCCUCUCAGCAAGAUACUGACACAAUGAAACAAAACAAUUAUGUUCUGACUCUUCAGUAUAUCUACAAAAACAUAUUUCUGUUUAACCACAUAUUUGAUUAAAAAUGACAUUGGCGCUGCCAUGGGAAAGAAGUCGGUUAGAAAGGUCAACACUGAAUGGUUAGAUCCCAUAAUUUUCUACUUGCACUAAUAUGCAAAAAUAUGUUUUAGUGCAUGCAAGCUACCGCCAUAAGGGGGAUUAGGUUAUCAAUAAUGUACUGAGAUUGCCUUAUUAGCUUAUUGAAACUAUAAGACUUGAGUAUGAUCAAGUCCUUCAAUAUACUUUUGAUGUCUUCAGCAAAUCCUUUACAUUUUCUAAUUCUGUUUUGUCUCCAAAAUCCAUCCUAAAAAUAUAUAUUUUCUGGGCCGCAAUCCAGUGUAAUGUAAAUCCAACUUGAAAUCCCGCUAACAUAUUUAUUAUUACUGAGAGAAAGAGAGCCCUUCUGCUGAUAUAUGACAUGCAUUUUCUUUUUUCUAUUUUUAGAAAGGUUUAGUUGAGAGAUUCCACUGUAGAGACCGUUUUAUUUUUAAAAUGCUCUUCUGUUCUUGCACUGUAUAUUAUAUCUGUAGAUAUUUUUUGUAAUUUUUUCUUUUUGCAUUUUUACUUUGCAUUUCAUUCUUCCUGAAAUAUUGCUUAUACUAAAGACUCAGGAGGUUUUGUUAUAGUAUAUUCUGUGCAAAAUGUUCAUCCUUGUAUCUUCAGACCUGAAAAUGUUUACUCCCACAUUUGCUGUUUUGCUAUAUUUGUCAUGCACGAUACAAUGAAAUGUUGACCAUCACGACACAUUUUGUUACAAUGAACCUAAAUGAUUUCAGUGUUCACCACAGAAACACAC
Onychostoma macrolepis is the source of this 6222-nucleotide messenger RNA. It is a transcript of the gene chl1a, whose product is annotated as cell adhesion molecule L1-like a. Gene Ontology annotation, biological process: cell-cell adhesion. Gene Ontology annotation, molecular function: protein binding. NCBI's taxonomy places the organism in Eukaryota, Metazoa, Chordata, Actinopteri, Cypriniformes, Cyprinidae. The record is from RefSeq and is a predicted model, not a curated record. Bases 244 to 4026 code for a protein of 1260 amino acids. The transcript is spliced from 29 exons.